AUGGGGAGAUACUCAGUUAAAAGAUAUAAGACUAAGAGAAGAACCAAGGAUCUGGACCUUAUUUUUGAAGACCUGGCUUCUCAGCAGAAGAUUCAGCAACUUUUAAACCAGCCUGUAGAUGAGACAAAACCUGGCUUGGGUCAGCAUUACUGUAUACAUUGUGCAAAGUAUUUUGAAACAGCAGUUGCAUUGAAAACGCAUUUGAAAGGUAAGAUUCAUAAGAGGCGUGUGAAGGAGUUGAAGGGAGUUCCAUACACUCAAGAUGUGGCCAAUGCAGCGGCUGGGAACGAUGUGAACAAGUUUUUGAAUAGAGUGGAACAGAUCACAACUUCAAUAGGGCCUCAAAAGAUUCAGAAUGAGGUGCUCUUACAAGAGCAUUUUAAGACUACUUUAGCUAAUGUGGCGACAACAGAACCCACACUUCCGUGUGUGGCGCAGAAUUCUGAAGUAGUUGCAACUUCUGUUGAUGAUCAAAUAGUUAUGGUAGAUAAGGAUGGCGAGGUUUCUAUGCAAUGA
This is a messenger RNA of Eremothecium cymbalariae DBVPG#7215, 516 nucleotides long. It is a transcript of the gene BUD20, whose product is annotated as Bud20p. Lineage: Eukaryota; Fungi; Ascomycota; Saccharomycetes; Saccharomycetales; Saccharomycetaceae. Gene Ontology annotation, molecular function: zinc ion binding; nucleic acid binding. The transcript has a single exon. The record is from RefSeq and is a predicted model, not a curated record. The coding region runs from base 1 to 516 and encodes 171 amino acids.